AUGUCUGGCAUGCUACACAAGGUUAAGGAGGCUGUCACUGGCCAUCACGACUCGACCUCCGACACCACCCAUACCAACACCACCAACAACGCCAACUACGCUGAGAACCCUAAAUCCUCCAACCACGGCCCUCACGGCUCGGCAAUUGCGAACAAGCUCGACCCCCGUGUCGACAGCGACCGUGACAACCGCGCUGGUCAUCACACCACCACCACUACCGGCCCUGGUGGCACGACUACCACCCACUCCAGCACCCAUGGUCCUCAGCAAGCUCCCGUUGGCGCCGCUGGCGGCGUAGACGCUCCAUUUGGCACAACUGGACAUGCUGGUUCCCACUCUACCAACGCUGGUCCCCAUAGCUCCAACGUCGCCAACAAGGUCGACCCCCGCGUUGACUCUGACCGAGACAACCGCGCUCGUCACGAAGCUCUGGGCGGUGCUCACGGCCCUCAUUCGUCCAACUUGGCCAACAAGGCUGACCCCCGUGUUGACAGUGACCGAGACAACCGCGCCGCCGGUAUUGGAGCUACUGGCGCCAUUGGUACCCCUGGCGCUUACUCCUCUGGAGCAAGCCACGGCUACGGCACUGGCACUGGCACCGGCGCUGGUGUUGGCACUGGAACCGGCCUUGGCCAUGGCCAUGGCACUACCACCUCGACCGCUGGUCCCCACAGCUCCAACCUCGCCAACAAGGCCGAUCCGCGUGUCGACUCCGACCUGGACAACCGUGCCCGCCACCAGGGUCUCGCCAGCAGCAGCUACAACACCUCUGGCGGUAGCACCACCGCGGGUCCCCACAGCUCCAACAUCGCUAACAAGCUUGACCCUCGCGUUGACUCCGACUUGGAUAACCGCCACAACGUUGGCAAUGUUGGCACCCAGCGCCAUAUCUAA
This is a messenger RNA of Aspergillus oryzae RIB40, 894 nucleotides long. RefSeq lists its product as uncharacterized. The coding region runs from base 1 to 894 and encodes 297 amino acids. The record is from RefSeq and is a predicted model, not a curated record. NCBI's taxonomy places the organism in Eukaryota, Fungi, Ascomycota, Eurotiomycetes, Eurotiales, Aspergillaceae. The transcript is spliced from 3 exons.